UGACGAUCGCUUUGCCUCUACAGAGAUAAACAGGGCCAUAUUGUUCUAGAAUUACCAUAUUAGGCAUAAGAAUAAAGGCAUCAAGAUUGGGAGACCCUAUUCUCUUUUUUCUGACCUAUUCAUGGUCCAGUACCGUGGAGCUAUCAGUGUCCAUAUUCCACACCUAGUCAAUAGAAGAGCUUGUGAUGGCCUCCAUUCUUCGACAGAUCGUUGCUGGACCGAGGAUACCACACCCAGAGGCAGGGUUGGAUCUAUGCUAUGUGACGGACAACAUCAUCGCAACCUCUGGCCCGUCAGCCACUUACCCGCAGCGGGCCUAUCGAAAUCCGCUCGAUGAGUUGGUGGCUUUCCUCGAUUCGAAGCAUGACAAAGACUGGUGCAUCUGGGAAUUUCGUGCGGAGGGGACGGGAUACCCGGACUCAGAGGUGUACGGUCGUAUCCAUCAUUUUCCCUGGCCGGACCACCAUCCGCCGCCGUUUGCACUGAUACCGUCCAUCGUGGGGAGCAUGAAAAAUUGGCUGCAUCGGCUCGAUGAUGGUGAGGACAGCGGGUCAAGCAAGUUAAAGCACAAGGGUAAGAAUAGAGUCGCUGUAGUGCAUUGCAAGGCAGGCAAAGGUCGCAGCGGGACUGUGGCCUGCAGCUACUUGAUCAGUCAGGAGGGCUGGAGUCUGCAAGAUGCCUUGAAACGAUUUACAGAGAGACGCAUGCGAUCAGGCUUUGGCGAUGGUGUCAGCAUUCCGAGUCAAGUCCGUUGGGUAGGCUACGUACAUCGUUGGACAAAUCAGAUGGCGAAGAAGUACAUUGAGCGCCCCGUGGAGAUCUUGGAGAUACAUGUGUGGGGGUUGAGAGAUGGUGUCAAGGUUGCAGUCGAAGGGUUUGUCGACGAAGGCAAGAAGAUCAAAUGUUUCCACCUGUUCCACCGGAAUGAGCGGACCGUCGUCGAUGACGGGCACCCCGUGCCCUCAUUCGAGAAGAACAAUCAUACACACAACAAGAAUGCCACCGGGGCUCCCAUCUCAGCGGUCAGUCCGCGGUCGAAUUUUGUGUCCCCUUCAUCCGGGUCUUCGGAGACCGUCAUCGCACCGACCUCGCCGGCAGUGUCGAGCACUCCGGACCCUCCUCCUGCUAAGCAGGUAUCGGCCAUACUUUUGCGGCCCAGCAAGCCGGUGAUUCUGCCAACUUCGGACAUCAAUAUAGACUUCGAACGGCGCAGCAAAGCCGCCUAUACAGGCUGGGCCAUGGUGACGUCUGUUGCUCAUGUAUGGUUCAACGCGUAUUUCGAAGGCGGCGACACUCAUACCUCUGGGGUCUUUGAAACUGAAUGGGAAGUUAUGGACGGCAUCAAGGGUAGUGGUCGAAAGGGAGUCAAGGCCCUCGAUCGGCUCAAAGUGGUGUGGCGAUAUCCGCCCCGGUCACAGCUUGGACUCGAAGAGCUCGGAAAGGAAGACGUCGGCCCAGUAGUCGAGAAAGUCAUCGGCGAGCCGGAACCAGGAGAGCCGAUUCCAGAAAGCCAUCCGGCAGAUUGGCGAGGAGAAAAUACAGAAGAGAAUUCGGACUCUUGUCUGCGCGAUCAAGAGAAUAUCUCCCGCCAGAUUGCAGAUGAAGGCAAGGACAGGAAGGAUGUCAAGGGCUUGGCCUCCAGCACCGACCAUUCCCUGCUUGCAAACCUCAGCACUGUGGCCGCGACUGCAGCAUCUGCAACCUCGCAUUCAUUCCACGAGAUCAAGAGGGAAUUGGGGCUGCGAAAGCAAACCCCAACCAGUCAAGACGUAAGUCUUGCCAACAGCAUGGAAGAUCUCUCAAUCAGACCCGACCAAGACAAAAGGAGAGCCGAAACGCAGAAUCCUGUCGGCCAAAAAGUAGAAAACGGCGAUUUGGAAGGCGUGCAGUCAUACUUUGAGAACCGUGACAUUGGCUCAACUGAGCAAGAAACCACACGAACAUAGAGAAAAAUAUCUAUCUGUUGGAUCUAUAUCAGGUACUUAUACACGCCAGUACUACAGGAAAUAUAGGAGAUCACCUUAUUUAUAAAUAGGCCAUGCCAAUCAAUCAUAGAGAGAGUUCAC
Penicilliopsis zonata CBS 506.65 is the source of this 2066-nucleotide messenger RNA. RefSeq lists its product as hypothetical. Gene Ontology annotation, biological process: protein dephosphorylation; cell motility; regulation of phosphatidylinositol 3-kinase/protein kinase B signal transduction. Gene Ontology annotation, molecular function: protein tyrosine/serine/threonine phosphatase activity; phosphatidylinositol-3,4,5-trisphosphate 3-phosphatase activity; protein tyrosine phosphatase activity. Gene Ontology annotation, cellular component: cell projection; nucleus; cytosol. The transcript has 3 exons. Bases 186 to 1946 code for a protein of 586 amino acids. The record is from RefSeq and is a predicted model, not a curated record. Lineage: Eukaryota; Fungi; Ascomycota; Eurotiomycetes; Eurotiales; Aspergillaceae.